UGUUCAUUGUCGUGCUUUUUCUGAGGUUAAAUUCACAUGAUGUUACACUGUGAUGAUUAAGCGUUCCUUUAUUUUGUUGAGCAGUGUAAUGAACUAACUUUAUAAUGAACUAAUUUACAAUUUCAUGCAUUUAAAUAUGUGAUUUUAAAAAAAGCUUAACCAUCCCGAAUCUGAUUUCUACUGAAAAGCUUUGCUAAGCUAUGCUAACUAGCUUACUAGCCACAUUUUAACCUAUUGCCGACUGGUUUAGCUGUUUAUUCUCCAUGAGUGGGUUUAGUUAACAUUACUACUCAAUACGCGAAGGGGUCGUCGUUCACCGCUGUGUGGCUGCAGACUUGCGGGUCUGGAGAGGAUGAGGAGCGGCGGGGACGCUGCUGCCGCUGCUCCGCCGAUCACACGCUCGGAUCCGCCGUCAGUCUGAGGGAAACAGCCGCAGCCAUGGCCUCGGACAUCACCCCAGAGGCCAUCGGCUUCCUGUCGGCGGUGGGCGUCUUCAUCGUGGCGUUGGCCGUCCUCUUCCUCUUCAUCAACAAGAAGCUGUGUUUCGCACGUGUCGGUGGAAUGCCCUGUCUGGAGCAGCACGCCCGCCGGAGGAAAGGACGAGUGGGUGUUCGCCAGGGGCUCGCUUCGUCCUCAGGGAUCCCAGGGCAUUCAGGGGCCAGACAGGACAUGCCUGAAACACCUCCACAAGUGUCCUGGAAGCCUCCUGUUUUGUUGCCUGGCAUGGAUGAUAAUAAGGAAUCUAACAUGAGUCCAGCAGGUGGAGUCUCUGCUAUUUCAAGUUGGUUUCCUGAACAAACAACACAUCCUGUUCGGAGUCUUUCCGUGACAUUCACAGCUCAAAGACUCCUCUGGAUCUUCACAGGACGAGUGAACAGCUACGGUGACGAUGAAGAUGAUGCCAGCAGCUCCUCUGACAGUGAAGACGAGGUCCUGAAGCAGUUUGAGAUCUCAGUGUCGCGUUCGCAGAGUUUUCGUACCCCGGCAGCUGACGCCGGCGAGCAGACUCAGCUGGCUUUGAGCCGACGCCAUAAAUUCAACCGACUGUCGGACCAGGAGGAGGGCAGCACAGAGCCGUCGGACUGCGAAGAAAUGGAGGCUCAGAGCCGGCAAGGUUUCCAGGACCCGCUCUCUGCAGCGGUAGAAGAGAGCGAGAGGGCGUCUGCUGCGCUCGCUGUGGGCAAACCUGAUGGACUCGAGGGGUCGUUGGGCGCCAGGGACAGCCCCACCCCCAGCACGCACCGCCUGGCCGCAGACGGCAGCGAGGACGCCGAAAAUGCCGUAGGUGUCGACAAAAAUGACGCCACAGACAGCUCCUCCACCUGGAGCCCCGAGCAGGAGCAGCCUCCUCUCAACGAGAUCUCGUCCCAGCCGGUCAGCGCUCCCACUCGACCUCCCAUCUCUAAAUGUGGCGACCUGGUCCUCUCUCUGGAGUACCGCCCCGACGCGGAGAAGCUACUCGUCUCCGUGAUCGCGGCCCGGGACAUCCCCGACAAGGCUCGCAGCGGGAUGGACUCCUGGCAGGUGCACAUGGUCCUGCUGCCCUCCAAGAAGCAACGCCACAAGACGUCGGUACAGAAAGGUUCACUGCCGCACUUCAACGAGACAUUUCGCUUCUCACGCCUGGACCCGUCAGAACUGCACAUGGCGGCUGUCCGGUUCCGGCUGUACGCGCUCGGAGGCAGGAUGUCCCGUGAGCGAAUGAUGGGCGAGAAGCUUCUGCGUUUAGGUGGUCUUGACCCGGACGGAGGGACGAUGGAGACGACGCUGGUUCUGGAGCCUCGCAGCAACCUCAAGAGCGUGGACUCCCAGCUGAGCCUGUCCGCUGUGUCUCAGAGCGACAGCGCCUCGUCCACGCAGUCUCUGACCCACGGUGGCGUCCCCGAGCUGCUGGUGGGUCUCACCUACAGCGCCACCACGGGACGCAUGUCUGUGGAGCUCAUCAAGGGCAGCCACUUCAGAAACUUGGCCAUCAACAGACCCCCAGACACCUACGGGCGACUGACUCUGUUGAACUCGGUCGGUCAGGAGAUGUCUCGGUGUAAGACGUCGGUGCGUCGCGGCCAGCCCAACCCCGUGUACAAGGAGACCUUUGUCUUCCAGGUGGCGCUGUUCCAGCUGUCGGACGUCACGCUGCUGGUCUCCAUCUACAACCGCCGCAGCAUGAAGCGCAAAGAGAUGGUGGGCUGGAUCGCCCUGGGCCAGAACAGCAGCGGCGAAGAGGAGCAGCUCCACUGGCAGGACAUGAAGGAGGGUCGGGGACAGCAGGUCUGCCGCUGGCACGUCCUGCUCGAGGCGUAAACGCCACCAAGAUGUAGGAUUUUUACGUCUAAGGUGAAAGGGAGUUUCAUUUGAGGGAUGGAAAGACGACCUCGACGUGAUCUGCGGACCGGAGGAUGCAUGUGGUUUCAGAGGACACAUCUGUCCACAGCAACCUCACACCUGGCUGGUUAUUUUCUGUCAACAUGUGGAACAAACUCAUCUGCUUUUGGAGGCCGAUACAAGUUUAAAAUGUAAUCGUUUUGUUGAAAAAUGAGGAAGAAAAGCCUUCAGCAAAUGACAAAAAGACAUUGAAUUUGGAUUCAGUCAUGCUGUUCAAGUGGCAAUAAAGAAAGUAUUUCUUUGUCAUGAAAAAGCUUUGUAGAGCGUCCAUCGGCCUCCAAGAGGAGCUGAGAAUGUCCUUCACUUUUCAUUGUGAGACGAGGGAGCUGCAGUUCUGUUUUUCUGGUAAAUCGCUGUGUUAGAACGUACACACAGUUUUAGAGGUGUGUUUGUGUGACUUGUUGUUUCUAAAUGUUCUUUUACUUGCUAGCACGUCAGUGGAGAUGCAAACAAAACGGCACUGCAGCACGUUCACUAAUGCAGACAGGAAACACAAACAUGCAGCGUCCUGAAAAUCUAAUUUUGAUCAUUAUUGUCACAUCCUCUCAGAGGUCUCUGUUACAGUUUCUGUCAGCUCCUCGUCCUCCUUCAUCAAUGCAUCAGUUUAAAAGUUUUUAGCAACAGAAGACAGGGUACAAAAUUAACAACAUCGUGCAGAACAUUUGGUUGUAACUGCAGUUUAAACUGUUUACUUUAUUUCUGCCUGUGAGCUCUGUGGUGAACCUGAGAGACACAUGAUGGAUUAUAAAGAUUAUUCAGGG
Messenger RNA from Micropterus dolomieu (smallmouth bass), 3143 nucleotides. RefSeq names its product synaptotagmin XVI (gene syt16). NCBI's taxonomy places the organism in Eukaryota, Metazoa, Chordata, Actinopteri, Centrarchiformes, Centrarchidae. The record is from RefSeq and is a predicted model, not a curated record. The transcript has 10 exons. Bases 439 to 2301 code for a protein of 620 amino acids.